Molecule: messenger RNA, 5070 nt
Organism: Cavenderia fasciculata
Lineage: Eukaryota; Evosea; Eumycetozoa; Acytosteliales; Cavenderiaceae
Gene: ipo13A
Product: importin 13
Exons: 7
Coding region: 1-5070 (1689 amino acids)
Biological process (GO): protein import into nucleus
Cellular component (GO): cytoplasm; nuclear membrane
Molecular function (GO): small GTPase binding
Source: RefSeq, a predicted model, not a curated record
AUGCAAUAUUCAAUUGAAAAUGUUCAAAAUGUAUUAAAAUCAUUUUAUUUUCCACAACAAUAUCAUCCACAACAAGAAAUGAAUGUAGUGAUGAGAGAUGCACAAGAAUGGUUAAUGUCAUUUCAGAGAUCUCCUCAAGCGUGGACAUUAUCACAACAACUGUUGUAUCAAGGUGGACAGGUAGAGUUUCAGUAUUUUGGAGCAUCGACUAUAGAAUCAAAGUUAAAGAGCGAGUGGUCGUCCAUGUCUACAGAGCUUCAAUCAUCUAUUCUCGGACAGAUCUUACAAAUACUUCAAAACCCUUUGAAUCUUCAUCGUACAGUAUUGACAAGAUUGGUUCUAUCGGUAUCGGUGAUUGCAUGUCAUGCAGUACCAACACUUUGGCCAAAUCCAAUCUAUGAUAUAUUAAAAUUGGGUUUAACUCAAACAAAUCAAGAUUCCUCUUCAUCCUCUUCACCAUCAACACCAACUGAUGAAUUAUAUAUAAUAGAACAUUAUUUAAAUCCAAGUAAUCCAAAUAUUAAUCUUAUCUUGGAACUUUUAACUAUUCUCCCAUUUGAAGUCACACAAUGUGAUUUUAUUACACAAGAUGCUAGAACUCAAGUAUCAAAUCGAUUUAAUCGUUCAAUUGAUUCAAUCAUUAAAUUAUUAUCAAAUUUAUUGUCAAUCCAAAAUCAAAAUAAUAAUAAUCAAAAUAAUAACUUUAACCUUUCAACGAUUAAAAAUAAUUCAUUAAAAUGUUUAAAGAGUUGGAUUAUAUUUAAUAUAUCGCCAUCAUCAUUUUUAACAAGUCCGUUGGUAAUGCAAUAUGGAUUCGAUUCAGUACAAAGAGACGCACAAUUGGUGGAAGAGUUUGUGUCGGUGUUGUCAGAGAUUGUAACAUUUAUGGGUGGCAAACACUUUAAACAAUAUCCAACCACUUUUAAUACGAUGCUUGGCAGGGUAUUGGAAACCUUGCCAAGAUAUGCACAGUUGGCAGUAUUGGAAGAGAAUGAACAAAUAUUUCAUCACAUCUUUUCACUGUUUACUCAGAUUGCAGAGACACAUCCCAAACUCUUGAUGGCAUCAAAACUUUAUUGCGAUGCCUUUUUGGACGCAUUUUCUGAUUUGGUGGCCAAGGGAGACAUGGAGAGUUGCGAACCAUUGUCACUUGUCAUCACCGAGAUUCAUUCACUGCACGACAAUGAUGUCGACGUCAGUUCAUUUUACAAGUUUCUUAAAAACCUCAUUCCAAUCUAUCGAGACAAGUGUAUGUAUCCAUUGGACUCAGACUCGAAUCUACUAGCAGAGGCAAGUGCAGAGUUUGAUCGAUUCAUUGGACUACGAAACAUUGUCGGUGACUCUCUACUCAGUAUCUAUGGUAUCUUGGAAGAGAGUACCAAGUCGAUAUUAUUGUCGAUGCUUUGGAACGAUAUUUCACAAUACAACAAUAAUAUCAUGGCAGUCAAUGGAUGGCGUGCCAUUGAAUCGACCAUCUUCCUUUUGGGGUUCCUCUCAGAGGGUAUAUCAUCCAACGACGACACUUCAUUUGUACCUCAACUCUUUCAAUUGCUCGGUGCAUUGCCCGCCCAUUCCACUCCACUCGUCAAAUCAACCAUUAUCCUCGCCGGUAAAUACGCAAACCUCUUGGAAAAGAGUUCUCAAUACCUCUACAAAAUAGUCAGUGAUUUCAUCCCUGCAUUUUCAAACCCCGAACUUGCCACUUCUGCCUCUGACUCUUUUCUCUCCAUCUCUAAAAACAAAAAAUGUGCUUCCCUCUUAUCAAAUAAUUUAAAAGAUUUAAUUAUUCAUUGUUCCCCAAUUUUAAAUAUUACAAAUUUAACAGUUUAUUUUAAUAUAAUUGAAGGAUUAUUUGAAAUAUCAAGUGUAUUAAAUCCAGGUGAAAUUUUAAAUAAUUUAUCACCAUUAUUAACACCACAUAUAACCAUUUUAAAUCAAUUAUCAAUCAAGCAACAUUUAAAUCCAACCGAAACCACUCAAAUCACCAAUUCUUUAAAACUAUUGAUUCGAUUUAUGAAAAUAUUUGAAAUUGACGAUGGUUUAGAAUCUCAACCUUCACAAUCACCACCUCUCAACCCUGCCAACAACAAUAAUAAUAAUAAUACAACUACUAUUACAUCUGAUUAUAGUUUAAUCAUUUUACCAAUAGUAGAAAUCAUUUUACCAAUUACAAGAAAUUUAAUUACAAAUAAUGAUAAUGAUGAAAUUUUGGAAAAUGUUUGUCUUUUAUGUAAAAGAAUUAUACUCUCUUGCAACAAGAAUGCAAUUGUUCCAAUGUUGCCAACCAUCUUUUUCCAAAUGACCAAUUUGUUUUUAAAACAUCCAAGUUGUGCUGCCAUCUCUACAAUGAGUUUUGGAGUGGGAUGUCUGUCACUUGGUAACGCCCACGAUUAUGUUAGCACAGCUCUCACUACACUCACCAACAUAAUGAUCGAUCUUUGGAAACGUCAUGUUAACGAAUCCAUACAACGACACCAACAACAAUACCAUCAUCAUCCCAACAAUCAAUACCAACAACAACCAACCGCCAUCUCUUACAACCUCUCCAUUCAACCAGACUUGACCAAAGAUUUCUUUGCCUUUAUCACUCAAUCCUUGAAAUACAAUGUACUGUCAAUCCCUCAAGGUCUAAGUACACUACUAUUCCAAAUCCUACUAGACAAUCUAUUAUUCAUCAAUGAUAAACCAACAGCAAGACCUUGUUUUCAAUUUUUAUCUUUUUUAAUUUCAAUGACAAAAGAAGAAUCAAAUUAUUAUAUAAAUAUAAAGAAUGAAUUGGAUCAAUUUUUAAAUCAAAAUGGAGAAUUAUUGAUCAAACAAUUAUUGACAGCAGUUGGAGGAGGUAUACCAAGAAGUGUAUCACCAUAUGUUUCCGAGACCAUAUUUGCCCUCGUAUCAAAGUACCCAAAUAUAUUUAGACCCAUUGCAUUAAAGUUCCUUAGCAUUGAUGGAUUCCCUUCCAACAAGGUGACAUUUGACCAAAAACAAUUGUUCCUCAACAAAUUAAUGAGACUAAAAGGUAAAAGUCCUUUUAAAGAAGCUGUAUCUGAUUUUUAUUUAAAUUGUUUAGUUAAUAUAGAACAAAUUAAAGGAUUAUUAGAAUUAAUUAAAAAGGAUGAUAUAGUUGGUAGCGGAGAGAUUAUAAAGACAUUGGCAGACUGGUCAAGAGUUGAAGAGAAUAGAAAUAUCAUUGCAAAGGAAUCAAAUAUAUUGGAUGUUGUUGUAUCGUUGAUUCAACCAUACAAAGACAGUGAUGACAAUAAUAGAGGACACCUCAACGAAAUGAUAUGUAGACUAUUGGGUAAUCUUUGUUUUGAACAUGAAGACAAUAGAGAACUCAUUCAGAAUCAUAAAGAUGUUGAUACCAUUAUCAAAACAUUGGUUGAAUUUGUAAAGCAAACUACACGACCAUCACUUAGAAAAACUGCUUGUGCAGCCAUUGCCAACAUUUCAUCGUGUUCUGAAUUCUUUCAAGGUGCAUUUUACGAGACUGGUAUUGUUGACAUUAUCUUUUCAUUGCUCGCAGACUCCAACACUUCACAAGAUGUCAAACAAUGGGCUACACAAGCACUCAAAAAUGUCGUCGAAGAUAAUCUUGACAAUCAAACCAAUAUCAAACAUUCAGAUCUUGUCAUUCUUCUCAAUCAGCUAAAACAAUCUAUUAAACAAGAUGGUUGGAUUGAUAAUACUUUUGCUUUAGAAUUAAUUAAUUUAUUAUCUUCAUUUUUAAUUAAUGAAAAAUUAAAAAAAGAAACAUUAAAUGAAGGAAUGAUUGAUGAAAUAUUAAAUUUAAUUGAUCAAGCUGAGCCUACAAGAGAAUUGGUUGAUGAAUUGGAUGAAGAGGAGAUCAAUGAAAUCACUGGAGAAGUAUCGGUUGCACCAUUGGCUGCUGAAGCUAUUGUAAAAUUGGCUGAAAAGGAUCAAUUGAGGGAAUACUUUUUAAAGGGUGAUGUUAUCGAACGAAUGAUCAAAAUCAUUGGUUCCAAACCACCAGUAUUUAGUCAACAAAGCAAAAAGACAACUCUCAGAGUAUUGGAUUUGGCCAAAACAAAGAGAUUCAUCACUAGAGCACUCGCCUAUGUCUCUUUGGAAGAUGCUUCAGUCGAAAAAUUAAUGGAUCAUGUACAAUUAUUCAUAGAUAUGUUUGAUGAACAAGAUACUGAACAAAUGGUUAGUUCUGCAAUGUUGAUUGGUAAUCUUUCAAUUAAUGAAAAAAAUAUUAAAAUUCUACUUGAAAAAAAAGUAUUGGAAAAGAUGACAGAGAAUUUGAAAACAUAUCCAAAUCAUCAACCAAUUCAACAUUUGAUAUUGGCAGCCAUUCGUAAUAUUACCAACCCAAGUAGUGCAUUCAAGGGAACUGUUAUCAGCAAGGAUUUGAUGGAUUGUAUUGUCACUAAUAUGAGAGUACAAAACCAAGUCAUCCAAUACACUGCCAUUGGUGUGUUGAAACAUGUUACUCUUUGCUCUGACCAAAACUAUAUCCUAUUUAUGCAAGACAGUUAUAACCUUCAAGCUCUCUUGGAUUUAGCCAAUGGAGUCACCAAAGCAUCAAUUGAAGAAGAAGAUGAAGAGGAAGAGGAGAAAAAACCAAAGGAUAAACGUGUAGCUUACGAAUCGACAAGAAUACUUAAACGUUUCCUUGAAAUGAAAAAUGUAUUAUCAGAGGAAUCAACAAAGGAAAACCUCACUAGAGAUUGUGUAGGUCCAUUCUUUGAACUUUUGAACGCACCAUUUGCCAUUCUUCGUUGUGAAGGUUCAAGAGGUGUCAAUCAACUCUACAAAACCGAUAGCACCCUCAUUGACAUUACCAAUGAACAUCACUGGAAAUCAAUUGUAUCAGCACUCAAGGAAAGCAUUUCUUCCCUUUCUUCACAAGACACUGCCUUUAACCAAGAAACAGUCUCUACCCUCCUCGAAAUUCUCAACCAACAAACCAAAGACGAAUCCAUCUGUCAGAAAAUCAAAUCUCUAGAUGCCAUCACUUCCCUUAAAAACCUUAUUAAAUUGGAUUCAAUCACUCCAACUGUUAAAUCUACAAUUCAACAAUUAUUGGUUCAAAUUUCAAUUUAA